Molecule: messenger RNA, 6868 nt
Organism: Periophthalmus magnuspinnatus
Lineage: Eukaryota; Metazoa; Chordata; Actinopteri; Gobiiformes; Gobiidae
Gene: baz1b
Product: bromodomain adjacent to zinc finger domain, 1B
Exons: 22
Coding region: 629-5305 (1558 amino acids)
Biological process (GO): chromatin remodeling
Cellular component (GO): WICH complex
Molecular function (GO): protein binding; histone H2AXY142 kinase activity
Source: RefSeq, a predicted model, not a curated record
UUGUCGAGGGUGGGCGAGGCGAGCCAAAGACGCGGCUUGCUGCCGGGGAAACCGAGUGGUGGGUACGCGAAUUGUGCCGGUGGACUGUGAAACUCCCGCCAUUUCGACAAGGAAUUAACCUUUUGAUUGCACCGGGUAGCUUUCACCAACUGCAUACCUCGUGGGUUGUCACAGCGAGAAGUGACAGUUUUGAUGUAACAACAACAACAACAACAACAACAAUUAAUUGAUCACGAAAGAGUAGACCUACUUUUACAGCACUUGGAUUACACGGCGCGCCAGACCUCUCGGUUAUUCAAGAAAUCAAGCCGGACAUAAUCUUACUAACAGAGAGUGUAUAUAACCAACUAAUAGUCACUCCAAAAGGACAAGAGGAUGUGAUGAAGCAAGUGGUGAGAAGAGCUCUGUUAUUGUUUUGCAACGAGAUAGCAAUCCAGCCUGCUAACCGACGAGCUAACUAGCAGCUACACGUUGAGCCUGCUGCCGGUAACGUGAGCCGUGUUAUCAUCUGACGUCUGUGUGCUGGACUUUUGGAUAAAUGUGUGGAUCAUCUAACCGCACCCUACUGAAUUAGAUUGUUAAAUAAAUUGACUUGGACGUUGGUGGCCGUGUCAUCUUUGGAUGUACGAUGGCGCCGCUAUUGGGCCGGAAACCUUACCCGCUAGUGAAACCGCUAGCAGAGCCACCAGGCCCGGGAGAAGAGGUCUACAUUAUCGAGCACAGCAAGGAGGCCUUCAGGAACAAAGAGGAAUAUGAAGCACGUCUAGAGCGGUAUAAUGAGCGCAUCUGGACUUGCAAAAGCACGGGAAGCUCUCAGUUAACACACAAAGAAGCAUGGGAGGAGGAGCAGGAGGUCACUGAACUGCUGCAGGAAGAAUAUAACAGUUGGUUUGAGAAACCAAUCUUGGAGAUGGUCCACCACAACACUGUGUCUUUAGACAAGUUGGUUGAAAUGGCAUGGAUGGAAAUACUAACCAAGUAUGCUGUUGGCGAAGAGUGUGACUUCCUGGUGGGAAAAGACAAAACUUUGAGAGUGAACAUAAUCAAGAUUCACCCUUUAGAGAAUCCAGAAGGGGAAAUGGGUGAUAAAAAGCUUGAGGGCGCCUGUGAUUCUCCAUCAAGUGACAAAGAGAAUGCCAGUCAGGAGAAUCAGAGGAAAGAGCCUUCUUCACGAGAAGAGGAGAUUCGGAGGGAGAGCCUGAGUGAUAGGGCUCGCAGGUCACCAAGAAAAGUUCAAACUACAGUCAAAGAAGAAAAGAAGAGAUGGGUAAUGCCCAAAUUUCUUCCUCACAAAUAUGACGUGAAGUUAAUCAACGAGGACAAGGUGAUCAGUGAUGUUCCAGCCGACAGUCUUUUUAGAAGCGAGCGCCCACCAACCAAAGAGAUAAUCCGCUAUUUCAUUAGGCAUCAUUCUCUGAGGUUGGGCACAAGUGACAGUGCCCCCUGGGUUGUUGAGGAUGAAUUGGUGAAAAAAUUUAACCUGCCAAGUAAAUUUAGUGACUUUCUUCUUGAUCCACAAAAGUUCUUAGCAGAGAAUUCAUCUGCAAAGAGAAAAAGCUUGUCAUCGCCAGAAGGAAAGCCAAACAAAAAGUUGAAAACUCCCACUAAACCUGGAGAAAAUUCAGCAAAUGAGAAGAAAAAGAAAAAAACUCCCCUCAGCCCCACUAUUCUGGGCCACAUGCAGAAAAUUAAAGUGAAUGGCUCUCCUCUGAAGGUUAAAAACUCAGGUACUCCUAAAAAAGAUGGCAAAGGUUCAACUCCUUCUACUCCAAAAUCAGGGAAAAAAUCUGAAAAGAAAGAUGGGAAGAAAUCUGGAAAGAAUGUCCUUAAAGUGUCCAAGAAGGAUGGUAAAGCAGGACCAAAAACACCAAAGAUGAAGCAAAUGACACUGCUGCAUCUUGCCAAAAGUAAACCGGCCGGAAGUCCAAAGAAAAGACCUCGAAGCUCUGUCACUGCAAGUCCCAAACUUGGCAGGCCUUUACACCCAGUGGCUCUUCGUCUUGUGAGAUAUUAUAAGGAACACAAGGGUAAAGAGGACAAAAAACACUUUCUUUCUACACUCAUUUCUAUGGCUGCCAAAACAUUGUCAGAAGAUGAACGCAAUCGUCUGCCCGAGGAGGUUAAGGCUUUGGUGCAGAAACGUUGGGAUCUAUUGGAGCAAAAGAGACGCUGGGCAGCCAUGACAGAUGAGGAGAAGAAGGAAGAAACAAAGAGGAGACGACAAGAACUUAAUGAGAAGAUGCGAGAGAAAGCCAAAGAGAGGCGCGAGAAAGAAUCCCGUAGAUUUGAGGACCAAGAGAUCACAGAUGGCAAGACGCUUCCUGUAUUUAAACUUGUAGACAUGCCAGAAGGAUUGCCAAAUGCUCUCUUUGGUGAGAUUGCGAUGGUUGUGGACUUUCUCAGUUGUUAUGCAGGGCUUCUAAUGCCGGAUGACCAGUAUCCUAUAACUGCUGUAGCCCUGAUGGAAGCUCUGGCAGGGGAUACUCUGGGAUUUCUUUACCUGAAUCGUGUGUUGGUAGCUCUUCUGCAGACUCUUCUUCAGGACGAACUGGCAGAAGGCUACAGCGAGCUGGAUAUGCCAUUGUCAGAAAUCCCCCUCACCAUGCACUCUGCAUCAGAACUGGCCCGAUUGUGCCUACGGCCCUCUGAUACUCACGGAGAGGAGAGCAACCAGGGUUCUGAGGACUCUGCCACUGUGUCGGGCUACGAUGAUGUGGUGAGCAGUGAGUUCUUAGAAAAGCUUGAGACGGUGGAAGUGUUUGAACUCAGCCCAGAGGAGAAAGUCAACCUUCUUGUAGGACUAUGUCACCGCAUUCUUAUGACCUACUCAGUAGAGGACCAUGUAGAUUCAAUGCAGCAACGAGCAGCAGAAUUGUGGAAGGAACGCCUGGCAAUGCUCAAACAGGUCAACGAUCAAAAGAAAGCUGAGAAGCAAAAGCGCAAGGAGUUGGAUGAUAAAGGUAAAGAAGAUGGGGGGGCAGGAAAAACUGACAAGAAAAAAGAAGGUGUUGCCAAGACUGACCGCAAAAGUGAUGUAAAAGCAGAGCCUCAACCAGAGGACCUGAUCAGUUUAGUGAAGAGCAGGCGGCUGAUGGCUGCACAGGCCAAGAAGGAAAAGGAAGAAAUGGAUCGUCAGAACAAAGAGCGGAUGGAGAAGGAAGCAGAAGAGGAACGGGUACGGAAACAAAGGGCUUCAGUGGAGAAGUCCUUCCAGGAAGGCAUCACCAAAGCCAAACUUGUAUUACGUAGAACACCUCUUGGUACAGACAGAAAUCACAACAGAUACUGGCUGUUCUCUGAUGUGGUACCUGGUCUUUACAUUGAAAAGGGUUGGGUGAACGAUAGCAUUGACUACAGCUUCACCCCUCCCCCUGAAGAAAAAAACCCAGCAGAGUCUGAAACAGAAGGCAAGGAUGAUACUGGCUCUGAUCAACCCAAGGAUUCACAAGCAGAUGAAAAGGAUGAUAGCAGCAUAGAUGGUGCUGUUACUGAAACAGGCCUGCAAGGGGCAGCACCUGCUGCUGAAGUCUGUUUGGAAACGACCUUUCCAAAGCAAGGGCAAAACCUAUGGUUUAUAUGUGACAACCCUGCUGAACUUGAGGAGCUGGUGGAGUCUCUUCAUCCUCAAGGUGUAAGGGAGAGUGCACUGAAAGCGAAGAUACAAAAGAGUUACCAGGAUAUCCUCCACUCCAUCUAUCUGACCCGCAAGGGAAAGACUGGCCUCCGAAGCUGUGAUGGCCAUGAAGAAUUGCUCAAGUACCUACGCAGUGACAUCCUGGAGGUAGCUUCGCGACUUCAGAAGGGAGGCCUUGGAUACAUGGAAGAUAAUGUUGAUAUUGAAGAACAGUUGCAAAAGAUAGAACAACUCAAAGACUUUGGAGAGCUGAUCAUUACUAUUCAGUCAUGUGUCAUCAAGAAGUUCCUCCAGGGUUUCAUGGCCCCCAAACAGAAGAAGAAGAAAAAGCAAGAUACUGAAGAAAACAGUAGUAAGGUGGAAGAAGUAAAUGAGGAGAAGAAACUGGCUGAGGAAGCGAGGGUGGCAUCUGCUGUUGAAAAAUGGAAAACUGCAAUCCGAGAGUCUCAGACCUUCUCCAGGAUGCAUGUGCUGUUGGGAAUGUUGGAUUCUUGCAUCAAGUGGGACAUGUCGGCUGAGAACGCCCGCUGUAAAGUCUGCCGCAGGAAAGGUGAUGAUGAGAAACUCAUUCUCUGUGAUGAGUGCAACAAGGCCUUCCAUCUAUUUUGCUUGCGACCAGCGCUAUAUCGUAUUCCUGUGGGUGAGUGGCUGUGUCCAGCUUGCCAACCCACAGUGGCUCCCAGACGUGGCUCCCGCUCGAGAAACUAUAAUGAGGAUGGAGAGGAUGAUGAAGAUGAGGAAGAGUCUGAAGAGGAUGACUCUGAGGAGGAAGAGGAUGACUCUGACAAUGACUACAAGGCCAUGGGCCACAGCUUACGACCAAGGAAGAAAACUAAACAGUCCUCAUCUCGAUCUAAAAGUUCAAAAAGUAAGCCUAAGAAGUCAAAUAGUGUCAAGAAAAAAUCAGGUCCAUCCAGUCCUGCAGAUAUUGAUGAAUUGGUUCGUCAAAGUUCUCAAACCGGAGCACGCAGGCAACGACUGGAGUUGGAGAAAUGUGAGGAAAUCCUCAAGAAGCUGGCAAAGUUCCGAUACAGCUGGCCUUUCAGAGAGCCUGUGUCGGCAGAAGAGGCUGAGGACUACCUGGACAUCAUCUCCCAGCCCAUGGAUUUUCAAACAAUGUUUGGAAAAUUCAGUGACGGUACAUACCACAACACACAGGAGUUUGUGGAGGAUGUGAAACUAGUGUUCUCCAAUGCUGAGGAGUACAAUCAACAGGGCAGCACAGUGCUCUGCUGCCUGGCCAAAACAGAGCAGGCCUUCACUGAGCUCCUCCAGAAGCUGCUGCCUGGCAUCAACUACCUCCGCAGGCGCUCUCGCAAGCGGGUCACCAAAGCUCCAGAGACGUCUGAUGAGGAGGAAGAAGAAGAGGAGGAGGAGGAGGAGGAUGAUGAGGAAGAAGAAGAGCCCCCACGAAAGAAGAUGCAAAAUGGAAAGGCCAAUGGGAAGAGGAGCCGAGGCAGGAAGCGUGAGGAGAUUGAAAGUGAGGAGGAUGAGGACGACGACACUAGUAAGAGGAGGAGUGCACGGAACUCUGGGAAGAAGCGGUACAAAGAGCAGGACAGUGAUGACGAGCGGGACUCCCGUAGAACUCGUAAAAGGGCAACUCGUGUGGAUGCCAGCAGUGAUGAGGAGCGACCCAACCAGCGACAUUCCAAGAGGCUCAGGCGCUAAAUUUCAGGGUGAUGUUUUUGUUUUCUUGCUUUAAAGCUAGUGUCCAGCUCUUAUUCAAAACUAAGAGGAGCUGUCAAUCCUCCCUGUCGCACCAGCAGGACUUAAUUGUGUUUUUGAAUUUCUGUUCAUAUUUUGAGAUAAAAGAAAAAUUUAUAUUUGUAACAUGUUUUAAUAUCAGUGGAUUUUUUUUUCCAACAAAUGUUUUAAGAUAAUAAGAUAAUUAGACACUUUGAUAUGGAUCAGUGAUCCAGUUAAGAGACGCCUUUAGCUGGAAACAUGUAAAAAGUAGGAGGACGUGUUAACAUUUGGAUACACCAGUCCAGCCAUUUUACCUUAUUGGCAGCCAGGUAGCCCAAACAGUGAAACCUCUAUCAGCCACAGCUCUUUCCAUUUGUAUGUCACCACAAAAUACUUAAAUGUGUCACUGUUUAUCCUGUGAAGCCAGUUUACUCUUAACUCCAUAGUGUUGUCACUAUGUAUUAUGUUUUGAGUUCAAGAUGAUACCAGUAGAUUCAAAAUAGAUUUGUAGUGCUCUACUUUUGCACUUAAAGUUUAAAUUCAAACUUGAACUUUUACACAUUCACAAAUUGGGUUGUUUUUUCAGGGCUUAUUGAUGUCAUAUUACUGUGUCGUAUGUUAAGUUUGAGACUAUGUGGAGCUGGCCAGCCUCUGCUCUGUAGUGCCUGGUCACUACAAACCUGUACCUCAAAGCACUAUUUUGUCUUCAGUGCAUUUACAGUAUAUUGUGCCAGCAGUUGCAACAAUUGUGUGCAACGUCUGUAAACAGUUUUAAACACAUUUGGUUUCUUUAAAUGGGCAUUUUCAUAUUUCUAUUGAACAUAUUGUAAAAUAAAUCACAUCUUGAUCACAUUUAAUCAAUGCCAGAUUUCAGCAGGGCAUGUGAGAACGUUGCACAUCUGAAUUAACAUGCUAGUUUCACAUACAAUAGCCACUGACCAUAAGGAUGCAGUGGACAUCUCUUCAGAAUUGCCACUAGGUGGUGCUCUGGUUCAACACCAAACUGAUGUCUGUAGGUUACCAUGUCAACACUAAGACUGACUGUGUGAAACAUCCAAUUAUGCUUCAGCAGUUCAUUCAGAGCUGAUUUUAAUUUGAGCUCAGUGGUGGUAUAUAUCUGAAAGGCAACCGCAUGUGCACUACUUGUGCUGUUGUCUCUAGUCGCUCUCUGAAGAGGUCUCCUUGUCCCAUGUCAGUGUGAAUUUAGUUUUGGUUCAGAUUCCAUAAUUUAUUCAUAAUCAUUGUUUAUCACUGCUGAGAACAGGUUGAUAUGACUGCCACUCUCAAAAGUGAGACCUCUCUGUAAAUGCUUUCUUUAUUAGUGAAGGAGCUACAAAAGUCUUUUACACCUCCUUUUAUAUAUAUUUAUAGUCUCUGAAAUAGGGGUUGGGCUGGGUCAUGUGUUCAAAAAUACACAAUAAAGCCUAUGGAUGAACAGUAGUUCUCCUUGGCUCUCUGUGUCAAGCUGAUGUCACUGCCAUCUGAAAAACUUUGGACAGAUCCAACUGAUGUCUUUUACUUUGUAAUAAAAUAUCAGUGCUUUUA